GGGGCGGGUUUGCGCAUGCGCAGAGUGGGUUUGGCGGGGCGCUCCGAGGACAGUGGGCACCGGGCACCGAGGUGGGGUGUGAGCGCUGAACGGAGCCCGGAGGCGGCGGAGCGGCCAUGAACGCAGCGCAGGGCACGGUGGGCAGCGACCCCGUCAUCCUGGCCACGGCCGGGUAUGACCACACGGUGCGGUUCUGGCAGGCGCACAGCGGCAUCUGCACCCGCACCGUCCAGCACCAGGACUCGCAGGUAAACGCACUGGAGAUCACCCCGGACCGCAGCAUGAUCGCUGCUGCAGGGUACCAGCACAUCCGCAUGUACGACCUCAACUCCAACAACCCCAACCCCGUCAUUAACUACGACGGCGUCAGCAAGAACAUCACCUCAGUGGGCUUCCAUGAGGAUGGACGGUGGAUGUACACAGGCGGGGAGGACUGCAUGGCCCGCAUCUGGGACCUGAGGUCUCGGAACCUCCAGUGUCAGCGGAUUUUCCAGGUGAACGCUCCAAUUAACUGUGUCUGCUUGCACCCCAACCAGGCAGAGCUGAUUGUGGGUGACCAGAGCGGUGCCAUUCACAUCUGGGACUUAAAGACCGACCACAAUGAGCAGCUGAUUCCUGAGCCCGAAGUGUCCGUGAACUCGGUUCACAUUGACCCUGAUGCCAGUUACAUGGCAGCUGUCAACAGCUCGGGAAACUGCUAUGUGUGGAACCUGACGGGUGGCAUCGGUGAGGAGGUGACCCAGCUCAUCCCCAAGACCAAGAUCCCAGCACACAACCGCUAUGCCCUUCAGUGCAAGUUCAGCCCUGACUCCACGCUCUUGGCUACAUGUUCUGCAGAUCAGACCUGUAAGAUCUGGAGGACUUCAAACUUCUCUCUGAUGACAGAGCUGAGCAUUAAGAGCAAUAACCCAGGGGAAACGUCUCGGGGCUGGAUGUGGGACUGUGCCUUCUCCGGGGACUCCCAGUACAUCGUCACAGCCUCUUCUGAUAACCUGGCCAGACUGUGGUGUGUGGAGACAGGAGAGAUCAAGAGGGAAUACAGCGGCCACCAGAAAGCUGUUGUCUGCCUUGCUUUCAACGACAGCGUGUUGGGAUAGCGGUGAUGUGUGGGAAGGAGAGGAGCUCUGCUUGAUUUCCCUCAUCUCACAGUGACGUGCACCCUCUCUGGGGCCUGAGGUGCACUGGUGACACCCCCUCCUCCAGCAGAGAGGGCUCCAUCUCCAGCAGAAGCUGCUGGAGUGAGACCAGGCUGCAGCUCCGAGCUGGUCAUUACCGUCUUGUGUGUGGCCUCUGAGGGAGGCUGCUUGGACAAAAGGGAACAGGGGAGGGAGGCACAAUCCCCUGGAUGCAGCUCAGCUGGAGGAAUCCCUGUGGCACCAGCUGCCAACAGCUUUGUGGUGGUCUUGUACCCCAGAGUGGAAAAGAAACCCAUUUCUAAACGAUGGAAGAGCUGAGCAAAGAGAGGAAAGGCAGCUGUUUUCUUAGUUUGCAAUCCCUUUAUUCAGUGUAUCUCACAGACUGACUCAGAGAGCUGCACUCCUAUAAAGCCAACCACCCCCAGCAGUUAACCACCUCGUGUUCAACAGGACGUGUAGCCAUGAGCC
Molecule: messenger RNA, 1604 nt
Organism: Cuculus canorus (common cuckoo)
Lineage: Eukaryota; Metazoa; Chordata; Aves; Cuculiformes; Cuculidae
Gene: MLST8
Product: MTOR associated protein, LST8 homolog
Exons: 8
Coding region: 117-1097 (326 amino acids)
Biological process (GO): regulation of actin cytoskeleton organization; TOR signaling
Cellular component (GO): TORC2 complex; TORC1 complex
Molecular function (GO): protein binding
Source: RefSeq, a predicted model, not a curated record